This is a messenger RNA of Chelonia mydas (Green sea turtle), 1572 nucleotides long. It is a transcript of the gene PMM1, whose product is annotated as phosphomannomutase 1. The coding region runs from base 76 to 858 and encodes 260 amino acids. The record is from RefSeq and is a predicted model, not a curated record. Gene Ontology annotation, biological process: mannose metabolic process; protein N-linked glycosylation; GDP-mannose biosynthetic process. Lineage: Eukaryota; Metazoa; Chordata; Testudines; Cheloniidae. The transcript is spliced from 8 exons. Gene Ontology annotation, molecular function: phosphomannomutase activity. Gene Ontology annotation, cellular component: cytosol.
ACGGGGCGACGCCUCCCGCCCGCCCGCUCUCCCUGCGCGCCCGCUGCAGCGUGGGGCUCGGCCGGCGCCGCAGCGAUGGCUGGCGCCGAGCCGCCGAGCCGGGAGCGCGUCCUCUGCCUCUUCGACGUGGAUGGGACGCUCACGCCGGCUCGCCAGAAAAUUGAUCCCGAAGUGGACAAGUUCCUUCAGGAGCUGCGUGAGAGAGUCCAGAUCGGCGUGGUGGGAGGCUCUGACUACUCCAAGAUAGCUGAGCAGCUGGGGGAAGGGGAUGAAGUCAUCGAAAAGUUUGAUUACGUCUUUGCGGAGAAUGGCACCGUGCAGUACAAGAAUGGGCAGCUGGUCGCCAAACAGGCUAUCCAGAAUCACCUUGGGGAGGAGCUUUUGCAGGAGCUGAUCAACUUCUGUCUCAACUACAUGGCACUCCUGAAGCUGCCCAAGAAACGCGGGACCUUCAUAGAGUUCCGCAACGGAAUGCUGAACAUCUCUCCCAUUGGCCGAAGCUGCACCCUGGAGGAGCGAAUAGAAUUCUCCGAGCUGGACAAGAAAGAGAGGAUCCGUGAGAAGUUUGUGGCAGCCCUGCAGAGGGAGUUUGCUGGCAAGGGCCUACGGUUCUCUCGAGGUGGUAUGAUCAGCUUUGAUGUCUUCCCUGAGGGCUGGGACAAGCGAUACUGCCUCAACAUCCUCGACGACGAGAGGUUCGACACCAUCCACUUCUUUGGGAACGAGACGACCCCAGGAGGGAAUGAUUAUGAAAUUUACGAUGACCCCCGGACAGUAGGACACAGCGUCCAGUCUCCCCAGGACACAGUCCAAAGGUGCCGUGAGAUCUUUUUUCCGGAGAGAGCUAAUGAAUCGUGACUCUGAUACCCCUUCUCCAGCACCCCGCCUCCCGAGCUCCCACAUCAUGAAAACCACCUUCAUUCGAGGCCUCUGUGCAGGGCCCUUUUAAGAAAGCUUUCCAGAGCUGCUUGUGAGGGAAGGAUUUAAACUGAGGUGGAGGAGGCGAUAGGGAGGGGGGUUAUUAACCUUCCACUACCCCCAGUUACAGGUGGGCUGUGUGGGACCAGGCUCCUUUCUGCUGCCAAACGGACUCUCUUCCUUUUCCAGGAGAACGUUCAGUUCUUGGUGGGAUACGGUUCCCUGCUCUGUUCAUCUGAGGCAUUUGUAGGGGCCAAUCACUACAGUCUCACUCUCUAAACAUAUUUGCACAACGGAUGCACUCCUCAUCAGUUAGCACCUUUUAAAUAGGAAGCAGGGUCUGGGACCCCCAUAAGUCAGGUGGUUCUCAGACCGCUUCACACAGCAGACCAGUCCUUAAAGGUGACCUGCAAAGGGUUUUAAAAAAUGAUCGGGGCUGUAACCCCAUGCUCUGGGUGUCCCUAGUCUUUGAUUGCCAGAAGCUGGGAGUGGGCGACAGGGGAUUACCUGUUCUGUUCAUUCCCUCUGAAGCAUAGGGCACUGUUCACCGUCAGAAGACCUGAUCAUGGCUAGAUGGACCAUUGGUCUGAUCCAUUAUGGCUGGUCUUAUGAGCUUGUACCCUUUUUAUAUAUAUAAACAAAAAAUAUAGAAAA